GUUAAGUUUCAAUACAAAUAAUAUAGUGUUCACAUACUACGUAAGGUCUUCACAUUAAGUUCAGUGGAAUAUAAAAUAUUUUAUCAAUAAAUAUGUCAUCAUCAGAACAAUCAAUGAUUGUGCAAUCAAAAUUUGUCUCAGGGGAGACUGUAAUAAUUGCAAUGGAAGCAUCAUUGACACAAGGUUGGGUCAAAGGUGCACGAAUUGUAGCUCUUCUUAACAAGGGAACCACUCAUGCAUUAGCUAUUUUAAUUACUUCAAGAACAUCUCCUCAAGUUUAUAGUGAUCUUACCAUAGAAAGAGUAUUGCCUAUUGAUCAAGAUUUUAAAUGCAAUAUAAAUACUGAUGAAAAGCAACAAGAUGGUUUAGAUGUUUAUCUCAGUGUCACAUCGAGAAAAUUACAUUUGGCAUUUGAAAUGAGACCUGGAGUUGCAACUAGCUCUUUGGUGUCUGAAAUAUUUAGAGCUAUAGAGGUAUAUCAAAAAACAAAGAAUUCAGCAUCAGAAUUUUUAUGGGUUCAGAAACUAACAGGAAAUAUACGUAAUUUAAAUUCUACUGCCAAUGAAGAAGUACAAGAUAAUACUGAUCCUUUGGUAGAUUUAGAAAGCCCAGUAUUAGACUUAACAAGACACAGUAUUGCUUCUGGAAAAUCUCCAGUUGCUGCCAGAGAAUCAGUAGUACGGUAUCAAAUGGCAUGCAAGGAGGAUGAUUAUACAUACAGUAAAACAUUUCGAAUAUUUAUUGCUACAUGGAAUGUAAAUGGCCAACCACCAAAUGGUAUUAAAUUAAACGAGUGUUUGAGUUAUGACAAAACACCUCCUGAUAUGUAUGCAAUUGGAUUUCAGGAAUUAGAUUUAACUAAAGAAGCAUUUCUUUUCAAUGACACUCCAAGAGAAGAAGAAUGGAGACAAGUGGUAGCAAAAUCUCUUCAUCCAGAGGGUGCUUAUGAACAAGUAGCUAUUGUAAGAUUAGUGGGUAUGAUGUUACUUAUAUAUGCUCUGCAGAAUCAUGUACCAUAUAUAAAAGAUGUAUCAGUUGAUACAGUAGGAACUGGAAUUAUGGGCAAAAUGGGAAAUAAAGGAGGAGUAGCAGUAAGCUGUUCUAUUCACAAUACAUCUAUUUGUUUCGUUAACGCUCAUUUAGCAGCACAUUGCGAAGAAUACGAAAGACGGAAUCAAGACUAUGCGGAUAUUUGUGCACGAUUAUCUUUUGCAAAAUAUGUUCCACCUAAAAAUUUUAAAGAUCACGACCAGAUCUAUUGGUUAGGAGAUCUAAAUUAUCGAAUAACCGAAAUGGAUGUUACAGUUGCUAAGCAACAUAUAGAUGCAGGAAACUAUGCUCCUGUCUUAGCUUUAGAUCAGUUAGGUCAACAGCGUCGUUUAGGACGUGUUUUACAAGGAUUUCAAGAAGCAGAAAUUACAUUCAAACCAACGUAUAAAUAUGAUCCAGGCACAGAUAAUUGGGAUUCGAGCGAAAAGGGCAGAGCACCAGCAUGGUGUGAUCGUAUACUAUGGAAAGGAGAAGCAAUCACAUCAGUAGAUUAUAGAAGCCAUAAUGAAUUGAAAAUUUCGGAUCAUAAACCAGUUAGUGCAAUUUUUGAUUCUCAGAUCAGAAUCAUAGAUAUGACAAAGUAUCGAAAAAUUCAUGAAGAAGUUAUGAAGAAACUUGAUAAAUUAGAAAACGAAUUUUUACCACAAGUAAUGGUUGAUACAACGGAAAUCAUAUUUGAUACUUUGAAAUUUCUUGAACCUAGCAGCAAAGAACUUAUAAUUGCUAACACUGGUCAGGUACCAGUUCAAUUUGAAUUUAUAAAAAAAUUGGGCGAUACAACUUAUUGUAAAGAUUGGUUAGAUAUCGAACCAUUUAAAGGUUUUAUAAAGCCAGGAGAGAAAUGUGAUACUAGAUUUGAAAUAUAUGUUGAUAAAAGAUCGGCGUGUAAAUUAAAUUCUGGAGAAGAUAAAUUAUACGAUAUUCUAAUAUUACAUCUUGAAGGAGGAAAGGAUAUAUUCAUAACUGUUACAGGUACUUAUGAAAGAAGUUGUUUUGGAUCUUCAAUGGAAGCUUUAGUUCACAUUCCAGUACCAAUCAGAGAAAUUCCUAUCGGUAGAUUAAUGGAACUCGAAAAUAAUAAAAAUCUUUCGCAAGAACCAUAUGCAAUACCGAAAGAAAUAUGGCUAUUAGUUGAUAGAUUAUAUCGACAUGGUAUAAAAACAACGGGGCUUUUUAAAACAUCCGGACUUCCGAGUGAAAUUAUAGCUAUAAGAGAUUGGUUAGACAAUUGGAGUCAAGAUCCAAUGCCUGGUAGCGUACAUUCAGUUGCAGAAGCGUUACUCUUACUUUUAGAAUCUACAGCUGAACCUUUAAUCCCAUACAAUCUGCACAGUGUGUGUGUAUCUGCAGCAACAAAUUAUUUACAGUGUAAACAGAUUGUGAUGCAACUUCCAGAAAUAAGGAGAACAGUUUUUGUUUACAUAUGUUAUUUUUUACAAGAAUUAUUAAAUUAUACCCAAGACAAUGAAUUGGAUGCCAAAACCCUCGCAACAAUAUUUGGAUCAAUUUUCUUAAGGGAUCCACCAAGAAGUAGAAGCGAUAGAAACCAACGAAGUCGUACUCAUGUUGUUCAAGCAACGAUUGACCGAAAGAAAGCAGCAUUUGUUUAUCACUUUUUAGUAAAUGAUCAAAGCGACUUUAUUCUUGGUCGAUAG
Eufriesea mexicana is the source of this 2705-nucleotide messenger RNA. RefSeq names its product Oculocerebrorenal syndrome of Lowe (gene Ocrl). The record is from RefSeq and is a predicted model, not a curated record. The transcript has 19 exons. Gene Ontology annotation, biological process: phosphatidylinositol dephosphorylation; signal transduction. Gene Ontology annotation, cellular component: membrane. NCBI's taxonomy places the organism in Eukaryota, Metazoa, Arthropoda, Insecta, Hymenoptera, Apidae. Gene Ontology annotation, molecular function: inositol phosphate phosphatase activity; phosphatidylinositol-4,5-bisphosphate 5-phosphatase activity. The coding region runs from base 93 to 2705 and encodes 870 amino acids.